AUUCAACGGAUGCAUCCGACCUCCCACCCUCAAAUAGCGCCGGGCGCGUCAUAGCGCGGCCUUGCACCGAAGUGAAGGAAUGGGAGCCGAACAAUACACAGGUACAGAGCCGGAGGAUAUAGGCUCCAUCCUAUGGACGCGUUCCAAUGUGUUACUCACUUCCCAUCCGAAUCUCCCACAAAUCCAUGCACAGUUCAUUUCGAGGCAAUCCAAGUCAUUCCCUUUGAAAAAAUUUGAUCUCCCAUCACCACCUGUUGUUGCAACAUCUGCGGCAUUCUAUAAACCUCCGAUCUGUAUCGCCGUUUCUUCAGACGAUUCCCAUAUGUUUGCGUUCUUUCCGCCUUCACCCCUCAGCGUUGAGGGCGGGGUAGCCUGUGUGUGGAGCCGAGGCAGAGAUGUUGCUACAUAUACAAUCGAAGAUUCAUGGAAGUUGGAGCGUGGUAACGAGGUCGUGGCGAGCCGCUGGAUUGGCGGUGAGCGAAUUUGGUCGGCUGCUCCAGACCUGUCAGAAGGUAGAAAGUUGGUUCGUACACCAGUGAAAGGCCCAAAGACUGCUGGGGUUCCGGCGUUGAUUUUAAUCACGAAAAUGAUGGAAGCUCAGCUUCAUUUGAAAACAUCUUACCCCCCACUGAUACAAGGCCAACAUCAGAACCCCAGUCCUGCUUUAAGCACCUUCGAGUACCCAUAACAAGACCAGGCCAGACAAAAGAGUCGCCGGACCUUGCGCUUCUGAACGCUUCCGACGACGGAUUAGGGCAAUUGAUGUGUGUUAAGGCAUCAAUUGGUGUUUCCUUUGAUGGUUUGAUAUUUAGAAGCUUGUUCCGACGAGAAUCAGGUUGAUACCGCGUUUUUGCUUACAGAAUCGUCCAUUUUGGUGGCCACUCAGUCGCAAACUAUACCAACGUGUGGGCGCCCGCAAGAUCUGGGCGCCCUCACAUUUGAAUUAAAUCCCGCUCCGGUGGCUGGAUCCUUUCUACAUCCGUGUCUUGCGGAAUGGAAUGAUUACGGCUUGCG
This is a messenger RNA of Cantharellus anzutake, 1014 nucleotides long. RefSeq lists its product as uncharacterized. Lineage: Eukaryota; Fungi; Basidiomycota; Agaricomycetes; Cantharellales; Hydnaceae. Bases 80 to 688 code for a protein of 202 amino acids. The record is from RefSeq and is a predicted model, not a curated record. The transcript has 3 exons.